AGGACCAAGUUCGCGUCCUCGCAGCGUGGACUUCUCCUGCGGGUUCAUAUCCAACAUAAACCUAUAAACAUGUCCCAGCGCUGCAUGAGCUGCUCUUCUCAAGGUUUCAUUCCUGUCUGUGGAAAUUAAACGCGUCUGGAUUUUAAUGGUCUAUAACUUACAAAGUGGAGCAGCUGAGAGGUUCAGGUUCAUCUGCAGUGCAGCGAGCAUUUUAUUAAGUUGCUCAUGAUUGAGAUCAAUCAGGAACACCAGCUCCAGUGCAUAAGGAGGAGUGAGUGACCUGCACACCAGGACUGGAGUUCAUCAGGGUCCGUCCAUACCAUUUACCACCCCUAUUUGGGCAUCAUGGAUUUCAACCACUGAAGGAAAAACUGCAUGACAUCAGAACUCAUCCUGUGUGACCCCAUCACUCAGUUUCGUGAUUAAGACUCAUCAGGUUCCUCAUCAUGGGAACUGCUUUGUCCCUCUCUCCGGGUCCCCAAAAAUCUGAUUACUACGACGACCGGCCUAACUCCCUCAGCCGCUACCCGAGCUUGAGCAGCCGCUCUUUGACCACUCAGAAGGAGCAUGGGCUCAAAUCACGUGGACAAUCCAUUUUCCUGCCUGCUCUCACCUGGAAACGUCUGGUGGCCUCCACUAAGAAACGGGGUUCUUCCAAGAAAGGGUUUCCCACCAGCCAAGGAGCCAUUGGAGCUCCACUUCACAACAACAACCACAUCUACCAGAAGGACCCUGUCUCACACCUGAACCGGGAGAAUGUAAAAAAGUCCCUCUCGUGUGCAAACCUUUCCAGCUAUGAUGGUCCAGCAGGUCUGGGCUUGGGAUUGGGCUUGAACUUGGGCUAUGUUAAGCCACAGCAAGUUUCCUCAGUCAAAAAGGUUUCUCAUGGAAACUCUUCUCCAAAACGCGUGAUUGUCCAAGCAUCUACCAGCGAGCUCCUGCGAUGUUUGGGUGAAUUUCUAUGCGGACGAUGUUAUCGGCUCAAGCUCCUUUCCCCCUCUGAUCCGGUUCUGUGGCUACGUGCUGUAGAUCGCUCACUUCUGCUCCAGGGCUGGCAGGACCAAGCCUUUGUGACACCAGCAAACGUAGUGUUCAUCUAUAUGUUGUGCCGAGAUGUGGUGGAUGGUGAGGUUGUGUCCUCAGAACAUGAACUCCAAGCUGUCCUUCUCACCUGCCUCUACCUGUCCUACUCAUACAUGGGCAAUGAGAUCUCUUACCCACUCAAGCCCUUCCUGGUGGAAGCAGCUAAGGAGGCGUUUUGGGACCGAUGCCUGGCUAUCAUCAAUGCCAUGAGUGCCAAGAUGCUGCGCAUCAAUGCAGAUCCACAUUUCUUCACUCAGGUAUUUGCGGAACUGAAAAGCGAAGGUGGAUGCGGACUACAGGAUUAUGGACGAUUGUUGGAUCGGUGAGUGGGCAGGGAGUUGAACUUCCUCCUUCACUGUAUCCCCAGUCGUAAUCUUUCUUUGUGUUCUUCUCCAAGUCCUGUUGUGAAGAAUCAGUGUCUCUUAAUACCUCUGUGGUGUGGUGUAAAGAUCUGUAGGGUCACUUUAAACCAGUCCAUCAUUGUUGGGUCACAGUGUGUUGGGCACCCGACCUUAUUUCAACUCUGAUAUCGACCUCAUAGAUGUUAAAACUGGAUAGCGGAUCUAUGUUAAUUUCCGGACAGACGUGAGGUGCCUUGAGAGAGAAGCAUGUUGAAGACUUUUUGGAAAUCCUGCAAAAUUUGCAUUUCGACACGUGAUCAAAUGGCAUCGGGUCAAUAGACUGGAAGCAGUUUUCGCCAACUACAAAGGAUCCUACUGCACUUUUGGGACGCUGCAAUUUUGUUCCCCUUUUAAUUUUCUUAAGGGGAGGAGCCGGAUUAGAGAUGAAACUGUGUGAUGUUAAAGACGUCAGGCUGCUCACCUUUGACACGGUCCACAAGUCUGCCACCUGAGCCCUUCUUAAGCCUACAUCUCAACCUAAAACUAUCCACAUAACAAAUGGCACACACCUGAUAAUACUUGACCAAUGGGUAGUCCAUCGGUAGUGUUGGGAUACCCAUCAUCUUCAUGGAAGAAACACUAGUUCGUCCAUCUCUCCCAUGGCAAAACGUUAGCAGACCGCAAUGUUUUCUGAGAACGUUUCCAAGGACAAGACCAAUGGAGAAAACUUUCCCGUAAAAGCGGAGUUUAAUUUGCAUUUUGACGCCACAAUAGCAAAAAAGAUGUAUGUUUUAAAAAUCGACAAUGACUUGUCUCAUAACUAAAUUGAAAGUGCACCAAAUUGGUUUUUGAUCAGUUCAUCAGGAGAGAGGUGUAUACAUUUAUC
Molecule: messenger RNA, 2310 nt
Organism: Neoarius graeffei (lesser salmon catfish)
Lineage: Eukaryota; Metazoa; Chordata; Actinopteri; Siluriformes; Ariidae
Exons: 2
Coding region: 447-1409 (320 amino acids)
Biological process (GO): positive regulation of cyclin-dependent protein serine/threonine kinase activity; activation of protein kinase activity; brain development
Cellular component (GO): cytoplasm; protein kinase 5 complex
Molecular function (GO): protein kinase binding; cyclin-dependent protein serine/threonine kinase activator activity
Source: RefSeq, a predicted model, not a curated record